Messenger RNA from Penicillium maclennaniae, 1392 nucleotides. Its product is annotated as putative zinc metallopeptidase. Gene Ontology annotation, molecular function: hydrolase activity, acting on carbon-nitrogen (but not peptide) bonds, in cyclic amidines. The record is from RefSeq and is a predicted model, not a curated record. NCBI's taxonomy places the organism in Eukaryota, Fungi, Ascomycota, Eurotiomycetes, Eurotiales, Aspergillaceae. The coding region runs from base 1 to 1392 and encodes 463 amino acids. The transcript has a single exon.
AUGCCACCAUUGAGAUUGAGCGACAGGCUUGGGUCUAUCAAGGGUGUCAGACUGACUGGUUCAUCUCACACCUACGACAUCAACGUUCAAUAUUCAUCAGAUACCUGUCAAGGCACCGUCGCAUCCAUCACUCCGCACGAUCUUCCCCACAAUGAACCCUCUCAGCCUCCUCUACUUUUGCCAGCCCUGGCCCAUCCACACAUUCACCUGGACAAAGCAUUUGUCCACAGUGCAUCUAAAUAUUCCCAUCUUCUUCCUUCCGCCGGUACAUUUCACGAAGCGCUGUCUUUCACCACCGAAGCCAAGGCAAGCUUUACACGGUCAGAUCUCUUGACCAGAGGAGAAUGGCUACUUGCAGAGUCCGUUGCGUCGGGAGUGACAGCCAUGAGGGCAUUUGUCGAGAUCGAUCACACUGUACAACUGAUGUGCUUGGACGCAGGAGUAACGCUCAAAGACCAAUGGAGCAAUGCUUGCGAAAUCCAGAUCGUAUGCUUUGCCCAAGACCCUAUUUUUUCAAGUGACUUUGGAGAGGAGAAUCUGGCCCUCGUUGAGAAAGCCCUCGCCGAAUAUCCUCAAAUAGACGUCAUCGGAACAACGCCUUAUGUCGAGUCAAGCAUCGAGGCUGCCAAGAAGAACAUCAAUUGGGCAGUUGACCAAGCUUUGCAGCUUGAGAAGCAUCUUGAUUUUCAUCUCGACUACUAUCUUGACCCAAAGAAGGAAGCCCUGGUUUGGUAUCUUCUAGAGGCCCUCAAACAGCGAGGCUGGACUACGACCUCGACCACCAAGCGUGUGAUGCUCGGACAUUGCACACGAUUAUCCCUAUUCAAAGAAGAAGAAUGGACCGAGAUCUCUCGCAUCAUUCACGAAGAGGAUCUCCCUGUCAGUUUCGUUGGCUUGCCAACCAGCGAUCUGUACAUGGCUGCUUCUCCGCAGAAUCAAGGGAAGCCUAGAGGCACCCUCGACGUACCUGAGAUGAUUCGCAAGUACGGAUUAGAUGUGGUCAUGGGCGUGAACAACGUCGGGAAUGCUUUCACUCCGUGGGGCUCUGCAGAUCCAUUGUUCUUGGCUUGUUUAGGGGUUGGCGUAUAUCAGGCAGGAACGCAAGCCGAUGCGGAGCUUUUGUACGAAUGCGUGUCAACGCGGGCUCGAGCUUCAAUUGGUCUAUCAUCUUCAAAGAAGAGCCUGGCAGUGAACAAAGGCGAUCGUGCAGAUUUUAUAAUAUUUCGCGACAGAGACGAAACAGGGUGUGGCACAUUACGCCCUCGCAGAAACGUGGCAGAGAUUGUGUGGGAUCCUCCCGGGCGCAUCAACAGAGACUUGGUGAUUAAUGGCCGAUCGAAAGUCCCGCCUGGAGUCAAUCGCGACGCAGAGGCUAUAUAUCAGUGUUUGUGA